Messenger RNA from Lotus japonicus, 1372 nucleotides. RefSeq names its product translocase of chloroplast 34. Gene Ontology annotation, molecular function: GTP binding; protein-transporting ATPase activity. Lineage: Eukaryota; Viridiplantae; Streptophyta; Magnoliopsida; Fabales; Fabaceae. The transcript is spliced from 8 exons. The coding region runs from base 173 to 1123 and encodes 316 amino acids. The record is from RefSeq and is a predicted model, not a curated record. Gene Ontology annotation, biological process: intracellular protein transport. Gene Ontology annotation, cellular component: chloroplast outer membrane.
CAAGAUGUUAAUAUAUAUAUAAAGAGCAAAGCCAAUAGUCAUACAUAGACUCUGCUCUCUCUCUACCAACAGACGGAUAAGGAGGCGCAGGCGGUGCUGUGCUUCGACCGCUCCGACCCUCCCACACCCUACUUCCUCCAAUUCCCUUCUCCCUUCAGUGGAGUAUCCGUCAAUGGCGUCCCAAGUUGUCCGUGAGUGGUCAGGAAUCAACACAUUUGCACCUGCUACCCAGAACAAGUUGUUUGAGCUUUUGGGGCAACUUAAACAAGAGAAUGUGAACUCCUUGACUAUACUUGUUAUGGGGAAAGGUGGUGUUGGCAAGUCUUCAACUGUCAACUCUAUCAUUGGGGAAAGAGUUGUUUCAAUCAGUCCUUUUCAGUCGGAAGGGCCUAGGCCUGUGAUGGUAUCGCGAUCAAGGGCAGGUUUUACAUUGAACAUCAUUGACACUCCUGGUCUCAUUGAAGGGGGAUAUAUCAAUGAUAUGGCACUUAAUUUGAUAAAACGUUUCCUUCUGAACAAGACCAUAGAUGUUUUGCUUUAUGUGGACCGCUUGGAUGCAUAUAGAGUGGACAACUUGGACAAGUUAGUUGCUAAGGCUAUAACUGAUAGUUUUGGGAAAGCAAUAUGGAACAGGGCUAUAGUUGCACUCACACAUGCCCAGUUCUCUCCACCUGAUGGAUUGCCUUAUGAGGAAUUCUUCUCAAAAAGAUCUGAGGCUCUCUUGAAAGUUGUUAGAUCAGGUGCCCGGAUUAAGAAAGAUGCCUCCCAGGCUUCUGCGAUUCCCGUUGUUUUGAUCGAGAACAGUGGGAGAUGCAACAAAAAUGAUAGUGAUGAAAAGGUUCUUCCAAAUGGGAUUGCAUGGAUUUCUAAUCUAGUCCAAAAAAUCACAGAAGUUGCAUUGAACAAAAGUGAGUCUAUUCAUGUUGAUAAGAAUUUGAUUGAAGGGCCAAAUCCAAAUCAGACUGGAAAAUUAUGGAUUCCUCUCCUGUAUGCAUUACAAUAUUUCUUUGUGAUAAAGCCGAUAGAAGGACUGAUCCAGCAGGACAUUUCAAGUGAGAGUAGGCCUUCAUGGGAGAUGCGAGAUGCAGGUUUACGCAAAAGAGAUCAAAGGGAUCUCUAUUAGCUGGCAUCUUUGUCCUCAUGAAAUUCCAUCCUGUCCAUUGUCAUCUGGGUUCCGGGUGAAUUUAGAUUGUGUUUCCAUGUACUGCAAUUCCUAGUAGUCUGCGGCGUAGGAAUUUAUUUGUGCUUUUAAGAGGAUUGUGUUGUAGUUUGCUUUUGCAUAACCCAGUUUGGUAGUAUUCCAUUUCUCAGACAUAGCACUAUAUGUGGCUGCUAUCAUAUUCUAUAACACUGGUCUGAAGUUUUUGAUUCA